Messenger RNA from Seriola aureovittata, 2974 nucleotides. RefSeq names its product dickkopf WNT signaling pathway inhibitor 2 (gene dkk2). NCBI's taxonomy places the organism in Eukaryota, Metazoa, Chordata, Actinopteri, Carangiformes, Carangidae. Gene Ontology annotation, molecular function: receptor antagonist activity; co-receptor binding. Gene Ontology annotation, cellular component: extracellular region. Gene Ontology annotation, biological process: negative regulation of canonical Wnt signaling pathway; multicellular organism development. Bases 407 to 1144 code for a protein of 245 amino acids. The transcript has 4 exons. The record is from RefSeq and is a predicted model, not a curated record.
AAAGUAUCCGAGAUCAUAAAACACCCGGCUGCGGGGCUAAGUGCUCACUCACAGACAGAGACAAAGUGGAAACCUCUUGUCAAGUUUCUCUCUGACCCUCAGAGCAUCACCAUUUUAACAGAUUCUAUUAUUCACUGUUUCCCUUCUACACUGGGCUCUGUGUUUUCAGGUGGCUGUGUCGAUGGCAGUCAUUCUUCUGAAUAUCUGAUUUUCAGGAACAAAAACUUGGCCUCAUCACUACGACUCUUAUUUUGUAGUCGGGCAAGCGUGACGCAUGGACACUGUCAGAGCGCACACUUCUCGCUGAGAAACAUCGUUCUUCUGCGCCCAAAGUUCAGGUUUUUCAAGUGAUUUUGCCUCUUUUUUUUUUUUUUUUUUGAUAUUUCAGUAUUUUUUUUUCUCAAGGAUGCUUGUCUCUACAUGGAAUAGAUGCUGUGUUUUGAUGUUUCUCGUCGCUGCACUGAGGACGGGGACAUCCCAGGUGUCUGAGGCGCGCCCGAAGGCGAACUCCAUCAAGCCAGCUCUGUUGGAAGAGACACCCACACCCGCAACAAACGGGUCCGCCACUGUCCACAGCGGGAUCACGAAGAAACAUAACAUCCUUGUGCAGGUGUAUCCAUGCAGCAAUGAUAAGGAGUGCACUGUAGGCAGCUACUGCCACAGCCCUCAACAGGCUCCCUCUCGCUGCCUCACCUGCCGCAGGAGGAAGAAGCGCUGCCAUCGAGACGCCAUGUGCUGCCCUGGGAACCGCUGCAGCAACUAUAUUUGUGUCCCCAUCUCUGAGAGUGUGCUCUCACCUCACAUCUCAGCAUUAGAUGAGCAUAACAAACUCGCCACCAAAGACCACAACUGGAGGAAAAGUGGCAAAGCACAUGCUAAGCAUUCUCUGAAAGGGCAUGAGGGCGACCCUUGCCUGCGCUCAUCUGACUGCUCGGAGGGCUACUGCUGUGCCCGCCAUUUCUGGACCAAAAUCUGCAAGCCGGUGCUGAGGCUGGGAGAGGUGUGCACCAAGCAGAGGAAGAAAGGCUCUCACGGCUUGGAAAUCUUCCAGCGCUGUGACUGUGCCAAGGGCCUCUCCUGCAAGGUGUGGAAAGACGCCACCUCCUCGUCCAAGUCCAGGCUCCACAUGUGCCAGAAGAUCUGAAGCGGAGGCAGCUGCUGUCGGCAUAGAGGCCUCUGUCUCCAUCUGCCAGGGAAAGUUUUUUUAAAGGAUGGGUUGUGGCUGUAUUGAAAAGGAAAGGAGUAAGAGACAGAGACUAACAAGAGACAGAACAGACUGCGUGGGUUCAAGCUCGCUACUCAGCAAGCGCAGAGCGAAUGGGGAAUGCUUUAAUGUGUUUGCUGUGAGUGGUCCAUCCCUGCACCCACAUACAAACACGCACCACCACCACACGCACACAUACACCUCACAGCUUUGUGAGAUCAAUGAGCUCACGGUGUGUUUGCUCACAAAUACAGCAAACAUUUUACACAAACAUUUUGAUGACAUUCAGGGAGCCACAGAGUUAGCCAGUAGAUGCUGUGAGAGGUGUGGACCUUUUCUAGAUAGAGCGGCAGCAGACGUAGCAGUCUUUUCAUCAUGCUUCAACUUAUAUUAAUAAUAAGACAAGUAGAAUAUUUACAUAGAAGCCAUAUUUUUUACUGCACAGCACAUUCUUUACCAAAGUCCAAAAUCCAUUUGUAUAAAAGAUCAGAUGUGUUUCACUACUGGAUCUGAAUUUUGCCAUGAUGCGUUGUCUGCUUUGUUAAAUUUCAGUAUCAUAUUGUUUGCUUUAAGUCUUGAAGAAUUCAGCUAUUACUAUGCGAGACAUUAACAACCAGUAACGAUGUCCAGACCCCAUAAAUACCGGUUAUAUCAUAUGAGGAACUAAUUGCAUACACUGUUCACUCCAGAGCUUGACUUGUGCGAAGAAUUAAAGAACAUUUACAUUAGAGUGAUGAGUUUCAUCUGGGGCAUUAGCUCCUCGCCCGAUUUUUAGCCACAAGAAGAGAGAUAAAGUAUUGUGUCCGUUGUGGGAACCUUGUUUGAUCUGUCAGAUACAGCUGCAAUCUAUUGUGAUACAACUGCGUGGGUUAAAACGGUUUGCGCUGAGGUAGUGCUCUGCUGCAGACUUAGUGGUUCCGAUACUAGACAGAGGAUGGUUCUGCUUUUCCAAUCACAUGAACAGGAUUCAAGGAUACGAUGGAAGUGCAAUUUUUUCCGUUUACAAAGCCAGUAGGAAUGUAGACGUGAGGAGAUUGAUUAGAGUUACAAAAAUGCUCCAUAAACCUGAUGUUUUCAAAAAGAAUCGCAGUUCGAAUCAGCAUUUUUGUGGAUGGCACACGGCCUUGCAUAUUUUUCUGUUAUUUCAAAUAUGACGGUAUACUUUCUUCUCUGUUCAGUUUCCUGUUGUACUGGAGGUGAAGCAAUGCUUUUGUCAGUACCACGCCUUUAAACAACCAGUACCUACAUAGUCCAUGUAAUUUCACAUUUGCCUCCUUUUGCUUUAAUGUUUUUAGAGCAUCAAAUACACAUAUUUUGUAACCAUUUAAAAAUACCAAUAAGCUCUUAUAUUGUAAAUAGACUGGAAACAAUGAAAAUGUAUUUAAGAAUCAAUGUAUAUCAUGUACAUAUAAUAAAAGUAUGAAUCUUAAACAUUACAGCAAAAUGAUCUAGGUGAGAAGAGUAUAAAGGGAUGAGACAGGACAAGCACAGUUGGGCAAAAUAAUGUAGUAAUGAUAAAAGCUGUGUUUAUAGAGAAGAGGGGAAAGGCAUAGAUAGCUUUGACUGAUAUUACAGACUAGAUGCAUCGGAAGGAUAGUUCCUAAAAGAAAUAAAAAGCACAUUAAUUUCCAAAUAGUUUGUGUAAAUGGUGUGUAAAUGGUCUCAAGAUUUAUAUCCCAUUAAAUAUUGUUUGUGUGAAUACUUCCCAUUGAUUUCUUUUGCGUAUUUACAAUGAUGAAUGAAUAAAAGAAUGUAUUUUGUAUCACUGGC